Apis dorsata (giant honeybee) is the source of this 1993-nucleotide messenger RNA. It is a transcript of the gene vimar, whose product is annotated as rap1 GTPase-GDP dissociation stimulator 1. Gene Ontology annotation, molecular function: protein binding; guanyl-nucleotide exchange factor activity. Gene Ontology annotation, biological process: positive regulation of GTPase activity. The transcript has 9 exons. Gene Ontology annotation, cellular component: cytosol. The record is from RefSeq and is a predicted model, not a curated record. NCBI's taxonomy places the organism in Eukaryota, Metazoa, Arthropoda, Insecta, Hymenoptera, Apidae.
UUCCAUUUGUAUAAAGUUGGAAAUUAAAAUAAAAAAGAUAAUGGAAGGCACAUUAAAAAACAAUAUCGAUAAAUUAAUUGAAGAACUGCGAUUUAUUAUAAAAUCUGAAAAAGAAAUUGAAGAUAUCAUCCACGUAUUAGAUUCUAUCGUUGAUGUUAGCAAAACAUCUUUUGGAGAAACUACAGAAUGCAUAAUAGAUGAUGUUUUUUUAACUUUAUUACAUCACGAAUCAAAAGAAAUUAUUGCAAAAACUGCCAAAGCAAUUGCUGAAAUUGCAAAAAGUGAAAAAGGAAGAGAAAAAUGCACUAGUACAGAUUUAAUAAAUGCAUUAUUAGAUCUGUUAAAUGAAGAAUGCAUUGAUAUAUUAAUACAGACUUCCAGGGCUUUAGGAAAUAUUUGUUAUGAGAAUGGUAGGGAGCUUGAAUUACAAGAAGAAAUAGUACCUAUUAUUUGUAAUAUUCUGGAAAUUGAUGGAACUUCUGGUGGAGAGGCUGCAAUGCAUUCUCUCUUAAUACUAGAAUUAUUGAACGAUGCUAAUAAAAUAUUUUUAAAUGAAAGACUUACAACAAUUUUAGUAAAUAUGUUAUCUACUGAUACAUCAUCAGAACUUUCUGAAAUAUGUUUAGAACUUCUUCAUGGACAAGCAGAAAAUGAAAGUACAAAAUUAUUACUUGCGAAAACUGGUGUUUGUGAAUUAUUAUUGAAUUUAUUAGAAAAACAUAGUCCAUAUUGUACAGAUGAAGAAACUAGAUCUGUGCUGAAAAUUGCUUGCAAUUUAAUUGUUCUUAUAUUAACUGGAGAUGAUAGCAUGAAUAGUUUAUAUGAUAAAAGUAAUGGCAUUACAUAUAAAAAAUUGGUUAAAUGGCUUGAGAACAAAGACAAAGACUUACAAAUUACAGCUGUAUUAGCAAUGGGUAAUUUCGCACGUUCAGAUACCCAUUGUAAACUUAUGGUUACUCAAGGUGUUCAUCGUAAUCUUUUAAAAUUGCUACAAAGAAAUAAUACAGAUGUUGAUGAUAUAAGAUUUCAACAUGCUUUACUUAGUGCUUUAAGGAAUCUUGUUAUUCCUAUGGAUAAUAAACCUAUAAUAUUAACAGAUGGAUUGAUAAACAUUUUAUAUUCUAUGCUAAACAUUUCAUCAUAUCCUGUUGUAUUUAAGUUAUUAGGCACUUUAAGGAUUGUUAUUGAUGGUCAAAGUAUGCUAACAAUUUUUCUUAAUAUUUUUUUAAAUAUAUGUACAAAAUGUUAAUAUAUUCAAUAUUUUUCGACUUAUUUUUUUAUAUUAUGUUUUUAUUUUUAUAGAAAUAAAGAUAUAACACAUCUAAUAAUAGAACAUGGAGCUGUAAAACAUCUAGUCAAAAUGUUAACAACACCACAUGUUUUAAUGUUAAAUGAAGCUUUAAUUAGUUUAAUGAUAUUGACUACAAUUUCCUUAAAUGAAUGUGAAAAUCUUCUUUUGGAAGCUGAUAUAGGAGAAAAACUUUGCAAUCUCUUUAAUAAUAAAAGCAAUUUGGAAAUACCAAUUUUACAUAAUGUGUUAUGUUUAGUUGAUAAUAUUAUUAAUUCAGAGGCUUUAAGAGAACAUGUAAGAAAAACUGAUUUAAUAAUAUUAUGUCAAGAAACAAAUUUAAUUAAGAAAGAAGAAAAACUUAAUAAAAAAUUGGAAAAAAUUUGUAAGAUAAUUAUAUAAUUAAAUAAUGGACGAAAACAAUUGAAGACAUACAAUCUUUUAUAUAAUAUAACUUAUAUAUUUAAGCAUAAUAUAAUUUAUAUAAUAUUUAUAACAUGUUUAUAUGAUAUAAACGUGUAAGAUAUUUUUAAAAAAAAAAUGAUUUUUUGUGUCAUGUAUUUUAUGUUUUCUGUUUAUUCAUUAAUUUUUUAUUUAUUUUGAUUAUAUAGUUACACUCAAAAAUUAUAAUAAGUUAUAAUAUUAUAAAAUUAUAAUAGAAACUAUAAUAACAACAUUAAUAGAAAUCUAAAUAACUUGAAUAUU